This is a messenger RNA of Paramuricea clavata, 1925 nucleotides long. The record is from the annotation of a GenBank genome assembly. NCBI's taxonomy places the organism in Eukaryota, Metazoa, Cnidaria, Anthozoa, Malacalcyonacea, Plexauridae.
GAGACAAAUAAAGACAAUGUGAAUGAAGUUAGGCAGGUCAAAGACCAAGCUGACAAGGAAACGUCAAGUGCCUCAUUCGAUGUGAAAGAACAAGCACUUCGAAUGUUGCUGUUAGCUCUGGCAUUUGCAACUAGAAUGAGAUAUCUUGAUGUUCCUAAACAUGUUGUGUGAGUAAUCAGUUUGUUUCAUAGAUUCCUCAAGUUUUGGGAGCACAGGAUGCCAUUAUUGAGAAUAUGUUUCAUAUUAUAACUGGGCUUCAAUGAGAAGAAAUCUACAGUAUGAAAGAUGCAUUGAUGAUAAAAUUUAGUUUCCAUCUUGUUUCUAGAUUUGACGAAGUCCACUUUGGUCGUUUUACCACUUUCUUUUUAAAUGGCACAUUUUUUUUCGAUGUUCAUCCUCCAUUUGCAAAACUUGUCUAUGCGUGCACAGGUAUAUUGAAAGCAGUACAAAUAAAGUUUUCAGAGGUGUACUGUAACUUAUUGUUUUAUCUAGCUUGCCCGAUUGGCCAAGUUGCCUUGCCACGAAAAAGCUGGGCAUUAAUGUUUUUAUAGUGCAUGCACUUGAUUUCAAAUUUUGUUUUUUUGUGGUCCAAAGCUAGAUCUUUGGCUGCCGCAGUAGAAACAUAGCCAUAUAGAGUAGUGGGAGAGUGGGUCGACAUAUAUGUAGUCCCCUUAAUUUAUACCCCUACCAGGGUACCCCAGUGGCCAUUGUUUGAUGGCAAGUGAAUUUUAUUCAGGGCAACUAAUGUUCAUGUCCAACUGAGGGAAAGUGGUCAAAAAAGUUAAGUUGCACCGCUGGUUUUAUUAGACAGUUACCUUAAAUUGCAACUAUACCUGAAAAAUAGAAAUCUAGGGCGAAGCACCCUUGUCCGGCUUUCGAAGGGCCUUCACUAGAUUUCAGGAAUCAGGACCCCUUUAAAUGUUCAUCCUCCUUUGUUCAUUGUAUUACUGUAUGCAUGGGUAGCGUGGGUGUCCAUGCAAAUACGUUUUCAAAUUUAUUCGACGUAGCGCAGAGUAAAAUUGCUUGGGCCCCUCCUAGGGGAUAUCCUGGCUACAUUCCUUGGACAGUGUUGACAUUCAGUGGGUUGCUUGUAUCAAUUUCAGGAUAUUUAACUGGACUAGACAGCUCUUUUAUGUUCACUGAUAUUGGCCAAGGUAAGAAGAACAUUGAAUCUUAUGAAGGGUAGGAAAAAAUAAUUUUCUUCCUGGGAGCAAAACCUGGAGACAAAAAUUUCCUGCAGACCAAUGGGGUAUUUUUGUCCUUAAAUCAUGUGCAUAAAAAUAUAGUGUUCUGGCUUACAAUGGUUUUAAAUUCAAGGAAUGUCUGUCAACCAUACGUUAUUGCGCCCAUAGUGGGACAUGGGUGUUAAGGUUUCCUUCAAAUUUUCAAUAGCAAAUCUUCAUUCAAACAAAUUUCCUGCAGCUGUUUAACAUUUUCUGCGAGCAGUGCUCACAUGCUGGCCUAUUUUUUCGAAUCCUGUCUUACAGUCAUCAUUUGUAACAUACACUAUACGUUUGCCUGGUAGUACUAAUAAAGGCUGUGUUGGAAUUUGUCCACAUUUUUAGUCCCCACCCGUUAUAUUAUGCAGUAAAUUGUACCGAGGAUAAUUUUCACCUUGUGAAAUAAACACCAUUAUAGAUGUUUGUGGUGUUACUCUGAGUGUGCAUCCACACCGGGCAAGCUGAAAAGUUUGCCUGAUCACGGUGGGAAUCAAACGGUUCCGCGACCUUUGGGAUACUAGACCAUUCUGCUCUACUAACUGAGCUAUACAAGAGGUCAAAUCGGUUCGAGUGGUGAUAGUACCAUGAUUAUAGAUUUUAAUUAUUCUGUAAUUCUUAGAUCUUGAUGAAAUUUUAUCACAUGUCUGGUAUCUUCGUUUUGUCCCUGCAAUAUUCUCGAGUCUGGUCAUUCUUUGUAUAUAUGAG